UUCUCCACAACAGAAUUUUCCACAAAGCAAAUAUGGCUCUUCGAAACCUAAUGACCAAAAAGCCCUUCGCCGGAAUUCUAACAUUCCGGCAACAACUCCGAUGCGUCCAAACUUUCUCUCUACCGGAUCUUUCUUACGAUUAUGGAGCCUUAGAACCUGCUAUUAGUGGUGAAAUCAUGCAGCUUCAUCACCAGAAACAUCAUCAGACUUACAUAACAAAUUACAAUAAUGCCCUUCAACAGCUUCAUGAUGCAAUCAACAAGGGUGAUUCUCCUACUGUAGCUAAAUUGCAAGGUGCUAUCAAGUUCAAUGGCGGAGGUCAUAUUAAUCACUCAGUUUUCUGGAAGAACCUAGCCCCUACUCGCGAAGGUGGUGGUGAGCCUCCAAAGGGUUCUCUUGGCUCUGCCAUAGACACCAACUUUGGCUCUCUUGAAGCUGUAAUACAAAAGAUGAAUGCAGAAGGUGCUGCUUUACAGGGUUCUGGUUGGGUGUGGCUUGGUUUGGACAAAGAGCUGAAGCGCCUUGUUAUUGAAACAACCGCAAAUCAGGAUCCUUUGGUUAUUAAAGGACCGAACUUGGUUCCUCUUUUGGGCAUUGAUGUUUGGGAACAUGCAUACUACUUGCAGUACAAAAAUGUGAAACCAGAUUACCUAAAGAAUAUAUGGAAAGUCAUUAACUGGAAAUAUGCUGCUGAAGUUUACGAGAAAGAAUGCCCUUGAACUGAGAUCUUUGACGCGAUACAGAGGACAUGUCCCACCAUAUCUGUAUAAAUUUUGACGUGAAUGUAGUGCUUACUGUCGUGCGAAUGGUCCUGUUUGUAUGAUUUGCAGUAGCUGGUUGAUGUACUACGUGUGUGACUGAAUAAGCUACACUGGUUGUUACCAAUUUUGCCCAUGUUUUCUGCAGAUUUGCGUCCAAUAAUUAAAAAAUAAUACAUG
Capsicum annuum is the source of this 938-nucleotide messenger RNA. Its product is annotated as superoxide dismutase [Mn], mitochondrial. Gene Ontology annotation, biological process: superoxide metabolic process. The record is from RefSeq and is marked provisional. Gene Ontology annotation, cellular component: mitochondrion. NCBI's taxonomy places the organism in Eukaryota, Viridiplantae, Streptophyta, Magnoliopsida, Solanales, Solanaceae. Gene Ontology annotation, molecular function: metal ion binding; superoxide dismutase activity.